ACUGGCAUCGAUAAUUGGAAGAGGCAACAUUGAAAUUCCAGUGAAAGCUCCUUCCAUCACACCCCUUCCCAACUAUCAGCUCAUAUAGCACACUGUACCUUGUAUGCGGCGUGCGAAGGUAGACUGGCUGGACUGCUGCAGAACAGCAUUCGGCGUCAGCACCGGCAGCCCCAGCAGAACUUCACAUUUACGCACGCGUGACCGCGUUUUGCAACGAUACGAGCAAGUUCAUAUCUGCUGGCAACAUGGGGGCAAUAAGGACACUUGUGGCUGUUCUCAUCUUGGCAUCUUGUCUUUACAGCAGUGGUGCCCAGAAAACAGUGUGCACCCAGGAGGCAGUGGCUGACAUUGUGUUCCUGGUGGACGGCUCCUGGAGCAUUGGCACAGAGAACUUCCAGCGGAUUCGUGCCUUCCUGGUCUCAUUGGUAGACAGCUUUGGUGUGGGCCCGGACCAGGUUCGGAUAGGUCUGGUUCAAUACAGCACCAAACCUGUCACCGAGUUCCUUCUGAAUGCCUACACAGACAAGCAGGAGAUUCUGCAGCACAUUCAGAACCUGCCCUACAGGGGCGGUGGCACCAAGACCGGGCUGGGCCUGGAGUUCAUGCUUUCCCAUCACUUUGCAGAGAGGUUUGGCAGCCGGGCCAAUGAGGGGGUCCCACAGUUUGCAGUGGUCAUAACAGACGGACAGUCCCAGGACAACGUUAAGCAGCCAGCAGAGAUGGUGAAGAGACGUGGCAUCACACUGUAUGCUAUCGGUAUCAAAGAUGCAGUGCUGGAGGAGCUGCAAGAGAUUGCCAGUGACCCAGAUGAUAAGCAUGUCUACAGUGUGUCUGACUUUGCUGCUCUGCAAGGCAUCUCCCAGAGUGUCAUUCAGGUGCUCUGCACCACAGUGGAAGAAGCCAAGCGUCAGAUUGCUCAGAUGUCCCUGGAGUGUAGAAAGGCCACCAUGGCAGACAUUGUGUUUCUUGUGGAUAGCUCCUCAAGCAUUGGCCCUGAUAAUUUCCAGCAAAUUAGGCUUUUUCUUCAUGACUUUGUGGAUGGCCUCGAUGUGGGAAUUAACAAAGUGCGUAUAGGACUGGCCCAGUUCAGCAGUGAGCCUCACCAGGAGUUUCUCCUGGGAGAGCAAAUGGAGAAAAGGGUUCUCUUGGAGCAGAUAGACAAAUUGAAAUACAGGACGGGGGGCACCCAAACAGGAAAAGCCCUCCAGUUUCUCCAGUCUACCUACUUCACUGAGGCUGGGGGUAGCCGGGCCAGUGAGAAUGUCCCACAGAUCGCUGUGGUGAUCACAGAUGGGAGCUCCACUGAUGAUGUUGAGGCUCCUGCUCAGAAGCUCAGGAAGCAAGGUGUCAUCAUCUUCGCCAUUGGAAUUGGGGAUGCCAACAGAGAACUCCAGAAGAUCGCCAACAGCCCACACCAGCACUUCCUUAUCAGCAUUGAUAGCUUUCAAGCACUGCAGCGGGUGACUCAGAGUUUUCUGCAGACAGUAUGUACUGGUGUGGAAGUACAGAUACAAGCAUUAGCUCCAAGAUUUGCUGAUGUGUUCAUCCUGGUGGACAGCACAGCUGAGAUGGGAAAGGUGAGAAUCCUCCUGAAUCAAACGGUCAACCAGUUGAAUGUUGGCAGUGAGGCACAUCGGAUCGGCUUGGCUCAGUUCGGCUCUGACACUAAGGUGGAGUUCCUGCUGAACAAGUAUCGGACCAAAGACGAAGUUCUGCUUCAUUUGAAGAACCAGUUCCGACUGCGGCCUGGGAAGGACCGUCAGUUAGGGCGGGCCCUGGAACAUGCUCGUGUCAAUUUCUUCAACGCAGCUGCUGGCAGCCGGAUUGCUGAAGGUUUCCCGCAGUUCCUGGUGGUCAUCACCGCUGGGCAGUCACAGGACAGUGUGAUAAGGGCUGCACAAUCAAUCAAGACUGAGGGGGUGACCGUCAUCUCCAUUGGACUGCCUAAAACCAACAGACAGGAGCUGGAGCUCAUUGCUACAUCACCCUAUGUGUUCCAGACAUCAACAAAAAGUAUUGCAUUGAUAUCUGAGGAGGUGAAAGGUAUAAUUGAAUCUAAGGACUUGACACUGCCAACAGGGCCUUCAGAUUGCAGGUCAGUCAGAAUGGCUGAUAUUGUUUUCAUUGUGGAGCAAUCUGGCAGCAAGGCUAAUUUCCAGCAAGUUCGCAACUUCAUCUAUCGCAUUGUAGAUGGUCUCGAUGUUAGCUUCAAGAAAGUGAGGGUGGGUAUCGUAUUGUACAACAAUGCUCCAAAAGCAAUGGUCUACCUGAACAGCAUUAAGGAGAAGGCUGAUGUCCUGCAGUUCAUUAACAUCCUGCCAUACCGAGAGGGGAGUACUAAGACUGGCGCUGCCUUGAACUUUACCCGUGAAAACAUGUUCAGCAAGAGUGCGGGGGGCCGGAAGGACCAGGGGGUGCAGCAGCUGGCCAUCGUCAUCACCAGCAGGAAGUCCCAGGAUGAUGUUGGAACAGCUGCGGCGGCACUGCGCCGCACAGGGGUCACUGUAUAUGCUGUUGGGGUGAAGGAUGCUGACCAUAACGAACUGAACCAGAUCGCCUCCUAUCCUGCCAGGAACCACGUCUACGAGGCCGACAGCCUUGCUCAACUGGAGAAGAGCCUUCAGAAGCUUUUGUGUAACAACAUCCUUCAAAGAGCCUUUGCUGCUUCUGCCAUAAAUUUCAAUCUGAAAACAGGCUGUGUUCAGACGGAGCAAGCAGACUUUUACUUCUUGAUCGACCACUCUUCGAGCAUCUAUCCAAGUGGCUUCCAGGACCUGAAAAAGUUCAUCCUAGAGUUUAUGAAAAUGUUCAGGAUUGGGCCAAACCAGGUUCGGGUGGGAGUAGUGAAAUUUUCACAUUACCCUAUGCUGGAAUUUGGUCUGACAAACUACACCAGCAGCAGUUCGUUGGAGACAGCUGUGAAAAACAUCAGUCAGUUGGGUGGGGAUACAGAGAUUGGGCAAGCACUGACCUUCAUGGGCCCACAGUUUAAGGAUGCCUCCAAGACCCGGGGCGAGAAGGUGCCCAAGUAUCUCAUCGUCAUCACUGAUGGGAAGUCCAGUGACAGCGUUGAGCAGCCAGCAAAAGAGCUGCGUGAUCAGGGUGUUAUCACCUAUGCCAUUGGGGUGAGGGGUAACGAUGGUGCUGACGAGGAUGAGCUGCAGCAGAUUGCUGGCUCUCCAGAGAGGAAAUUCUUUAUCAAUGACUUUGAUGCUCUGAAACCCAUCAAAGAUGAAAUUGUCACAGACAUCUGCAGCAAAGAGGUUUGCAAGGAUGUGGAAGGAGAUGUCUUGUUCUUGAUUGAUGGUUCAGGCAGCAUCUCCAACGACGAGUUCCAGAAGAUGAUGAAGUUCAUAUGGUCUCUAUUAAACAAGUCUGAAAUAGGUCCAGACAAACUCCAAUGUGGUGUCUUGCAGUUUAGUGACACACAGCAAGAGGUGUUUCCCCUGAACAAGUUCUAUGAUAAAAAGAGCAUUGAACAGACUAUUAGCUCCAUUCAGCAGUUGGGUGGAGGAACUCUCACAGGAGCUGCACUGUCUUUCGCCUCAAAUUACUUUGACUCACCCAAAGGAGGGCGUUUGAAUGUCAAGCAGUUCUUGAUUGUGAUCACUGAUGGCGAGGCCCAAGAUGAAGUAGCCAAGCCAGCUGAAGAGCUGAGAAACAAAGGCGUGAUCAUCUACUCAAUUGGAGUUCUCAGUGCCAACAACUCCCAAUUGCGGGAGAUCAGUGGGACCCAGGAAAGGGUGUUCUCUGAGAGGAACUUUGAUGCACUCCAACAUUUAGAAGAACAAAUUCACUAUAAGAUUUGCCACCCUGAGGCUGACUGCAAGAGGAUAGAGUUUGCAGAUGUGAUCUUCCUAGUGGAUGGUUCAAGCAGCAUCCAGCCAAGUGAUUUCCAGAGCAUGAUAAAAUUCAUGACAUCAAUAGUGAAUAACACAGAGGUUGGGGAAAACAGUACCAGGUUUGGAAUUAUUUACUCGGACAAACCCAAAACCAAUUUUACAUUGAACCAGUACUACACCAAGAGAGAAGUUCAAAGAGCUGUUGCUGCCCUGGAACCGCCUGGCGGUAACACCUACACAGCCUUGGGCCUGCAGCACUCGCUGGCCUUAUUUGAACCACAGUACGGUGGCCGUGCUGCUGAAAAGGUUCCUCAGAUCCUGAUGGUGAUCACAGAUGGGGUGGCCACAGAUGGAGUGGACCUUCGCGAGAGGUCCAGGGCAGUGAGAGAGAAGGGCAUCAAGAUUUAUGGCAUUGGAGUGGCGAAAGCUAAGGAGAAGGAACUGGAAGUCAUGACGGCGGAUCCAAAGAACGUGUUCUAUGUGGACAGCUAUCAAGGCCUGGAAGUGCUCUUCAAAAACCUCUCCAAAGUGCUGUGUGCUGAAACGAAACGAGUGUGUCAGAAGCAGAAGGCUGAUCUGGUGAUACUUAUGGAUGGAUCCAGCAGCAUUGGGGAAGCUGAUUUUAACAUGAUGAAGACAUUUAUGUCAGACCUGACUGGCACUUUCCAAGUAAGCCAGGAAAAUGUGAGAGUAGGGAUGGCCCAGUUCAGCACGAAACCCCAUGAAAGCUUUUAUCUUAACCAGUACAACAAUGUAAAAGAUGUCAAGGACAGUAUCCUGGCCAUUAAGCAAGUUUUCGGGGGCACGCAGAUCGGCAAAGCUUUGUACUUUAUGAAGCGGUUCUUUCAAUCCUCCACUGGGAGCCGGAUUGCCCAGAAAGUCUCUCAGAACUUGGUGGUGAUCACAGAUGGUGAGUCCGAAGAUGAUGUGGAGCAUGCAGCCAAGGAAUUAAGGUCCAUGGGCAUAAACCUGUUUGUCAUCGGCGUGGGUGGGAUCCAUAAAUUCCAUGAUUUGCUGCAGAAAAUCGCUGGGUCCCAGGACAGGUUCUUCACUGCCCAAAACUUUGCCGGUUUGGAGAAGAUCAAGGAGAAUGUGGUGGACACCGUAUGCAAUCCACCCGUUGGCCCCCCAGAUAUUUGCUCUGUGGACAUUGGAAUUGGAUUUGACAUCUCCCGGAGGCCGCGAGCUGAUCUGCUCUUCAAUGGUCAGCGGAAGUUGAAGGCAUACUUGCAUGACAUCAUCCGUUAUUCAUCCUCCCUGGAUGAACUCUGCUGCACUGAAGGCAAAAGCAUCAAGCCCAACAUUGGCUUCCUGGUGGCUGGCGAAGAUGGGAGGGUCAUUGAUGAUUACGGGUUUGAAUGGUAUAAUGAGCAGGUGGUUCAGAAGGUGAUGGCCCUGCAGACCUCUGAGCCAACCUUCUUUAAUGUGCAGCUGCUGCAGGCCUUCUCUACAAAGUUCAAAAAACAGUCCCGUGCCGGAGUGAAGAUCCUGAUAAUAUUCACAGAUGGAUUUGAUGACAUCAUUGAAAAGCUAGAGGCAGAAUCAGACCGCCUCAGAAGAGAAGGAAUUCAAGCAUUGCUGUUAGUGGGUCUGGAGGGUGUCCGGAACCCCAGCGAUCUUCAGAUGGUUGAAUUUGGAAGAGGUUUUGGCUACAAGCAGCCCCUGUCCAUCGGCAUGCAGAAUGUUGCCAGUGUCAUGUUAAAGAAAAUCGAAACUGUAGUAGAACGGGAAUGCUGUGGGGUGAUGUGUAAGUGUUCUGGUCAGGAGGGGGUCCGUGGUCCCAGGGGGGUGCCAGGGGGAAAGGGCCUGCCAGGUUCAAAGGGUUACCUUGGAUUCCCAGGAGAAGAAGGAGUGAUUGGGGAGAGAGGUCCACCAGGAUUGAAUGGAACACAAGGGUUACAGGGCUGUUCUGGGAAAAGAGGAAUCAAGGGAUCGAGAGGCUACAUGGGCAAUAAAGGAGAAGAUGGGGAUAACGCACUGGAUGGGAUCCAUGGAGAGCAGGGUAUGACUGGAUUGCCAGGUGCCCUCGGAGAGAGAGGAAGUCCAGGAAGCCCAGGCCAGAGGGGCAUCCGAGGGGAACCUGGGAACAGAGGUCAGCCCGGUCUGAGAGGUGACCCUGGGGAGCCUGGUGAAGAUAACACAGUACGUGGCCUGAAGGGUGAAAAAGGAAACCCAGGCAUGCAGGGAGAUGCAGGAGAUGAUGGCCCUCCUGGAGAAAAUGGUAUUCCAGGAUAUAGAGGUGCUCAAGGUAGAAGAGGUCCACCUGGAGAUGAGGGGGAGAAGGGAAAGCCGGGACAGCUGGGGCUUCCAGGGAGCCCUGGACCCAGUGGUCCACAGGGCGUGAGUGGACCCAAGGGUCUACCUGGACCAUUCGGAACUCUUGGUCUUCCUGGGCCACAGGGGAAACCUGGUCCAGCAGGAGACAAAGGAUUGCCUGGAAGUCAUGGAUUCAAAGGACAAAAGGGCCAGCCAGGAGACACUGGAGAGAAAGGAGCAGUCGGACCCUUGGGACCAAGAGGGAUGCCGGGCCUUGAUGGCAGAGAUGGUUAUGGUUUGCCUGGACCCAAAGGAUUAAAGGGAGAACCAGGCUUCCCAGGUUACCCAGGACUCCAGGGAGAGGGUGGAUUCCCUGGAGGAAAUGGAGGUCAAGGUCUCAAAGGAAACCGUGGCAGAAGGGGGAACUCAGGCAGGCCAGGUGAACCAGGAGAACUUGGAGCUUCAGGGCCUCCAGGACACCCGGGGCCCAGAGGACCAGCUGGAACCAGAUCAAAGUCUGCCUGUCAGCUGGUAAAUUAUAUCAGGGACAACUGUGUUUGCUGCCUUGGUCGGACAGAAUGUCCGGCUUACCCGACAGAGCUGGUGAUUGCCCUGGACAUGUCAGAAGAUGUGUCUCCUCCGAUCUUUGAAAGAAUGCGCAGAGUGGUCCUCACCCUGCUAGAGGACAUGUCGAUUGCUGAGAGUAACUGCCCCACAGGGGCCCGUGUAGCCGUCCUGUCCUACAGCUCCAACACCAAGUACCUUAUCCGCUUCUCUGACUACCACCGCAAGCGCCACCUCAUGGAGGCAGUGAAAAACAUCCCCCUGGAGAGGACCUCUAACCGCAGAAACAUUGGGGCAGCCAUGAGGUUCGUGGCCCGGAACGUGUUCAAGCGGGUCCGCCAAGGGGUGCUGAUGAGGAAGGUAGCGGUCUUCUUCACCAACGGGCUGUCUCAGGACAUGGCUGCAAUCACCACAGCAGUGCUGGAGUUCAAGGCCCUCGACAUCACCCCCGCAGUCCUCGCUUUCAGAAACCCUCCCAAUGUCCGCCGUGCUUUUGAGGCUGAUGAAACCAGGAGCUUUUUGCUCACUGUCAUGAGGAGACCACAGGAUCUGGGUUCUGACCUGAGGCAGGUGCAGCAGUGUGUCAUCUGCUACGACCCUUGCAGCCCUGCUGAGGCCUGCAGGGGCAUCAACUUGGUACCGGUGCCUCAGGAGUUGAACAUAGACCUGGCAUUGGUGGUGGACAGCUCUCGCAACAUGCAGGCGGACCAGUAUGGGGACAUAAAGCAGCUGCUGGGCACUGUGCUGGACCAGAUUGUGGUUAGCACUCAGCCUGGUGGGCCCAACAAGAAAGCCAGGGUAGCGCUGGUGCAGCACAGCACAUCCAGCUACCCCCCCAGGGAAGGCCAGGUGCCAGUAAAGGUGGAGUUUGACCUCUUGGGCUACAAGGACCGCAACAAAAUGAAGACACAUAUCUUCCAGGCUAUGCAACAGAUCGGGGGUGCUUCAGGGCUAGGCCAUGCCAUAGAGUGGACCAUACAGAACAUCAUGCUGAAGGCUGCCAAUCCUCGCGAAACCAUGAUGGUCUUAGCCAUCAUUGGAGGGGAGACCAGCCACUGGGACACAGCUAAGCUGCACACCAUAGCCCAGCAAGCUAAGUGUCGGGGUGUGGUGGUUUUCAUCCUCACUGUUGGUGAUGAAUUGAACUACGCACAAUUUGAGGAGCUAGCAAGCUUCCCGCUGGAGCAGCACAUAGUCCACCUGGGUCACAUGAAGCACGGUGAACAAGAGUAUGCUCAAAGAUUCCUCAGAAGCUUUCUGCACAUGUUGAGAAGAGGAAUAAAUACAUAUCCCUCAGCCACCCUUAAAAAGCAAUGUGAGAAUGUACCGCUGCUGACUGGCCAGGGAGAAGCACUGGAAGGCCAGGCCAUUGACAGGAUCCCAGUGCCCAGUAUUCCUGUCCUAGAGGAAGGCAAGGUGGAGUACAUUGAUUGGACAGAAGAACCACAAGUGGACUUCACUCCCACCGUUGUGGAGGAAUCCGAAAGCCAGCCAAGCCCAGGGAGCGGAGAUGAGGCUGUGUGUUCUCUACAGCAGGAUGAAGGCAGCUGUGGAAACUACACCCUCAAAUGGUACUUCGACGUGAAGCAGAAUGAGUGCUCCCGCUUCUGGUAUGGCGGGUGUGGUGGGAACGACAAUAGGUUUGAAACUCAAGAGGCGUGUGAGGUACUCUGUCUGAGAGUACGAUAAGGAAGACCCCAGAAUCAGUUAACUUUAGCCAAUUAAAUUACACCCCAAACGAUGUUGUAUUUUUACAAAUGUGAUCAGAAAAUCUGGUAUUUUUAUUAAUAAUUAUGAUUAAGUCCCAGUACUGUUUAAGAAGACUGUUAAUGGGUAAAGGAAGUUAUUUGGAUGUAUUAUUAUUGUUGUUUUAUUUUGUAGAAGCCCCUGUCAACCCAUGGCCAAAAACUUAUGCGUACAGUAUAUCAUUGUGAAAGAUUAAAAUCCACGUCAAUAUAAGGGACCAGUAUUGCUACUUGACCACCUUUUGAUUACAAUCAAAAGUUGUUAUAGUUGUUAUAUGUUAUAGACUGAGAAAAUGUAUUGUGUCUGAACAUUAUUAUGGGCUGUUACACUAUCUGAAAUGAUCUGAAACUAUCUGAAUUUAUCAAAUGAAAUCCCACAUUCGGCCAUGAACCAUGAGUCAAUAUAUUCCUGUGAGUUACUGUCAUGUAAUUAGUAUUCGGAAAUAUAACCAUCAGCUCUGACAUUUCUGUUGUAAAAUAAAUCACAGGUGAUGUAUGCUUGGAUACAGGAGUGAAACAUUGGAAACAUUCUUUAAUCUCAGAAAGCUAAAGGAAACCCCUAAUCUUGUGGAUUUUAACAGCACUGUUUUUAGUCUUAAAUGCAGUCAUUACAUGCACAAUACAAUUAAAACUUACAGACCAUACAGA
Molecule: messenger RNA, 9055 nt
Organism: Anguilla anguilla (European eel)
Lineage: Eukaryota; Metazoa; Chordata; Actinopteri; Anguilliformes; Anguillidae
Product: collagen alpha-6(VI) chain-like
Exons: 40
Coding region: 246-8351 (2701 amino acids)
Biological process (GO): extracellular matrix organization
Molecular function (GO): serine-type endopeptidase inhibitor activity; extracellular matrix structural constituent conferring tensile strength; calcium ion binding
Source: RefSeq, a predicted model, not a curated record